UUGACAGGUCGGUGGACGCACGUGUAUCGAGGUUUUAGUGUUUUUAUUUUGCAUUUUAAGUGUAAAAAGUUCUUAUUUAUAUUUUAAAUUGGUUAAUACUAACUCUUUUGCUGCUGGUAAGUAGAAAACUAUUUGUUAAUUCGUGAGACCAAAAUGGAAACAGACCCUCCAAGCGAACCUCCCGAUCCGGGAGCCACUCCUUCCCGCAAACGGCAAGCAGACGAUGGAACAGUCUCCUCCUCUUCUAAAAAAUCUUUGUCUGAUCCCUCCCAAGCAAACCCAUCUAUAGGAAAUUUAUAUAUUCACCCGUCAUUUGCCGAAGGCCUUAAAUCUUACGCCAACGAUGAUAAAGGUCCAUUCGUCGUCCAAGUCUCUAGGGACGUCGAAGACCCGACUUCCGGAGCCUCGUUAAGAGCCAUUACUUUUGGUCAAUUCCUUCACAAACAUAAAAUAAGCUCCAUCUUACAUGAUGGUGUUAAAAACGUUGGUCGUAACAAAAUAAUCGUCGAGUUUUCGACAGCUCAUGCAGCCAACCACUUCCUUAUCAAUCCUAUCCUCUCCCUAUGUAAAUUCAAAGCCUUCAUCCCCACAUAUAAUAUGACCAGAAUGGGAUUGGUGAAGGGAGUCCCCAUAGACUGGUCGAUGAGUGAGCUCGUUCAAUCUUUGGAGCUUCCCCCAGGCUGUGGUGAGGUGCUCAAAGCCCGAAGGUUGAACAGAAAAACAACUCAGGAAAAUGUCACCACCUGGAUACCGACUCAGUCUGUUGUCCUGACCUUUAGGGGUCAAAUACUUCCAAGUAAAGUUUAUUCCUACCACACAUCCUUACCUAUCGAAACCUACAAACUUCCUACCAUUCAAUGCUUAAACUGCUGUCGUUUUGGCCAUACCAAAACAAUCUGCAGAUCACAACCCAGGUGUUAUAGGUGCUCCCAGUCCCAUGCAGGGGAAUCUUGUGAAAUAGAUAAAAAUCUAGCCUCAUGUCUACAUUGCUCAGGCAAACAUUUUGCCAAUGACAAGGCUUGUCCUGAAUUCACUAGACAGCAAUCAAUUAAAGUAAUUAUGUCUCAGAAUAAUAUAUCCUACAUGGAAGCGGCAGCUCAAUUCCCUUCUGUCCGGCGAUCCUAUGCUGAGAUGGCAAAGGAAAUGUUUACUCCUCCCGCCUAUUCACCUAAGACCCCCUCCUGUCCGACAACUCAACCCACACCCAAAACUUCCUACCGUCAAACAACAUUCCGGUCUCCUCGCCCUCGAGCCCCACCAGGCAAGGGUUAUGACAGAGGUGCUCACCAGAAUAUUGUUGGUGAAUGUGCUUCAUCCCUUCCGAAUGGACAUGCUCUUAAUCAAAAUUCUCCCCCCAAUGAAACUCUACCUAUGUUAGAACAACUUUCCACUCUCCUUCUCAGUCUUAUCACUCCUUGUAGUGACAUUCCUCUACCGUCCAACGUUGCCAAAAACAUUUCCAAACUUUUUAAAAUCCUCCAAGAUGGCCCCAACAACCAUACUUCAAUGGAACAGUAAAAGCUUACGGCCCAAAAAACACGAGUUAUGCUCCCUCAUUAACCUGCAUAAACCUGUCAUUGUUGCCAUCUCGGAGACAUGGUUAAUGCCUGGUUCCCGGUUCCGGGUACCUGGUUUCUCCUGUUUGAGGGAUGACAGAAAUGAUGGGUAUGCAGGCAGUGCCAUCCUUGUUCGGCACUCCCUUCCCUUUUCCCAAAUCCCCCUUCCUCCACAUAGUCAACAGAUUAAUGCUGUUGCUGUCCGUGCCUUAGACAUUUCUUUUGUAUCUGUGUAUAUUCCUCACCCUACCCCAUCUCUACUUCCUGAACUACAAUCAAUCUUAUCUUCGGUCCCAAGUCCUAUCAUCGCCCUGGGUGACCUUAACACUCACCACACCAUGUGGGGGUGCUAUGGCUGUGAUGGGUUUGCUCCGCUGCUGAUUGACAUACUUGAUGAUGUAGGUCUCUGCAUCCUCAAUGAUGGCUCUCCAACGCGCAGGGUAUUCCCAAAUCAGAACCCUAAAACUGCCGUGGAUCUUUCCCUCUGCUCUCCUAAUCUUGCCUCCCAGAUUACUUGGAAAACCCUCCCAUCCUCAUACGGCAGCGAUCACUUUCCUAUCAUUCUCUCAUUAAACAAUAGGUCCUUCCUUCCUUCUUCUCAUGAUCCGCUUUUAAAAUAUCAACUUAAAAAAGCAAAAUGGACAGAGUAUGCCAGAUCUGUUGAUUUCUUGAUAGACUCCUUGCCAGAUCCGGUAAGUGAUGGAAAUAUUUUAGCAUGCUACGAUCUUUUUUUAAAAUCUCUCAUAUCUUCAGCUGACUCUCAUAUUCCUAAAAAACACCCUCCCAAAAAUCAUCUGCUUUCUUCUCCCUGGUGGGAUGAUGAAUGCAAUGAUUUAUUUGCUCAAAGAACAUCUGCAGAAAAGACAUAUUCAAAUUGUAU
Messenger RNA from Papilio machaon (common yellow swallowtail), 2436 nucleotides. RefSeq lists its product as uncharacterized. NCBI's taxonomy places the organism in Eukaryota, Metazoa, Arthropoda, Insecta, Lepidoptera, Papilionidae. The transcript has 2 exons. The record is from RefSeq and is a predicted model, not a curated record. The coding region runs from base 154 to 1518 and encodes 454 amino acids.